AUGUUUGCCUCUUCGCUUCGCACAGGCACGUCAGCUACCAGGCUAUCACAGCUUACACGACAAUUCACGACUACCUCAAGAUUGGCAUACAAUGGCACACAAUCGACGCUCAACACGGGCGCAAAGAUCCCAGCCAUUGGUUUUGGCACUUGGCAAGACAAGAACGCCCAGGAACCAGCCGUCGCCAAGGCACUGAAGGCCGGGUACCGCCAUAUCGAUACAGCCCGCAUCUACGGCACCGAGCCUGCAGUGGGCAACGCGAUCAAAAAGUCCGGCAUUGCGCGCGAGGACAUCUUCCUUACGACCAAGCUAUGGAACAACUCGCACCACCCAGACGACGUCGAGAAAGCACUUGACGCGUCUCUGAAAGAUCUCGGCACCGACUACGUCGACCUGUACCUCAUGCACUGGCCAUCCCCAUUUGCGCGCAGCGACGACAUGUUCCCCAAAGACAGCGCGGGCAAGAUCAAGCCAGGGUCCUCGGACUACGUCGACACGUACAAGGCGAUGGAGAAGUGUUUUCAAUCUGGCAAGGCGCGAGCCAUCGGCAUCUCCAACUUCAGCCGUGCCGAGCUCGAGCGCCUACUCAGCUCCACCUCGGUCGUGCCCGCAGCGCACCAGAUCGAAUGCCACCCGUACCUGCAGCAGCGGGGGUUCACGCAGUGGCACGCCGAGCACAACAUCCACGUGACGCAGUACUCGCCCUUUGGGAACCAGAACGCCAUCUACGACGCGGGUGCGGGCAUGGGCAAGCUGAUGGACGACCCCGUGCUCGUUGAGAUUGGCAAGAAGCACGGCAAGUCGGGCGCCCAGGUUGCGCUGGCGUGGGGCAUUGCGCAGGGCCACAGCGUGAUUCCCAAGAGCAAGACACCGUCACGCAUUGCGCACAACCUCGAAGGCGAUUUUAGGCUGCCGCAGGAGGACCUUGAGCGGAUUGCGGGGAUUGAUAAGAAGAUGCGGUUCAACGACCCGUCGGACAAUUUUGGGUGGGCGUUCUACCAAGAUCUGGACGGUAAGAAGAAGUAG
This is a messenger RNA of Ascochyta rabiei, 1026 nucleotides long. RefSeq names its product Alcohol dehydrogenase (NADP(+)). Lineage: Eukaryota; Fungi; Ascomycota; Dothideomycetes; Pleosporales; Didymellaceae. The transcript has 2 exons. The record is from RefSeq and is a predicted model, not a curated record. Gene Ontology annotation, molecular function: aldose reductase (NADPH) activity. The coding region runs from base 1 to 1026 and encodes 341 amino acids. Gene Ontology annotation, cellular component: cytosol.